Molecule: messenger RNA, 6969 nt
Organism: Mesocricetus auratus (golden hamster)
Lineage: Eukaryota; Metazoa; Chordata; Mammalia; Rodentia; Cricetidae
Gene: Abi2
Product: abl interactor 2
Exons: 12
Coding region: 205-1701 (498 amino acids)
Cellular component (GO): lamellipodium
Molecular function (GO): SH3 domain binding
Source: RefSeq, a predicted model, not a curated record
CCGCGGUGACCGUCCUCGCGGCCCGCCGGCUCGCGCCCCGCCUCCGUGCCCGCCGCCCCUUCCCUCCCCCGCCGCGCGCCGGGGGUGCAGCUCGCUCCUCCCGAUUCCCGCCGCGGUCGCCGCUGCUCCUCCUCUCUCAGGCGUCGCGGCCGCUGCCUCUGCGGGCUGUAUGAGGAGGAGGAGGAGGAGGAGGAGGAUGUGAAGAUGGCGGAGCUGCAGAUGCUGCUGGAAGAGGAAAUCCCGGGGGGCCGCCGGGCCCUCUUCGACAGCUACACGAAUCUGGAGCGGGUGGCCGACUACUGCGAGAACAACUACAUCCAGUCAUCAGAUAAGCAGAGAGCCCUAGAAGAAACCAAAGCCUAUACCACCCAAUCCUUAGCAAGUGUUGCAUAUCUGAUAAACACCUUGGCCAACAAUGUCCUACAGAUGCUGGAUAUCCAGGCAUCCCAGUUACGGAGGAUGGAAUCUUCAAUCAACCAUAUUUCACAAACAGUUGAUAUUCAUAAAGAGAAAGUUGCAAGAAGAGAAAUUGGUAUUUUGACUACCAAUAAAAACACUUCAAGAACCCAUAAGAUUAUUGCACCAGCCAACCUUGAGCGACCAGUUCGUUAUAUUCGAAAACCUAUUGACUACACAGUUCUAGAUGACAUUGGACAUGGAGUAAAGUGGUUGCUUAGAUUUAAGGUGAGUACCCAGAAUAUGAAGAUGGGUGGCCUGCCACGUACAACACCUCCAACCCAAAAGCCCCCAAGUCCACCUAUGUCAGGAAAGGGGACACUUGGGCGGCACUCCCCCUAUCGCACACUGGAGCCAGUGCGUCCUCCAGUGGUACCAAAUGAUUACGUACCUAGCCCAACCCGUAAUAUGGCUCCCUCGCAGCAGAGCCCUGUGAGGACAGCUUCUGUGAAUCAAAGAAAUCGAACUUACAGCAGCAGUGGGAGCAGUGGAGGAAGCCACCCGAGUAGUCGGAGCAGCAGUCGGGAGAACAGUGGGAGUGGGAGUGUGGGGGUUCCUAUCGCUGUUCCCACCCCGUCUCCUCCCAGUGUCUUCCCAGCCCCUGCUGGCUCUGCUGGCACUCCUCCCCUUCCUGCUACUUCUGCAUCUGUCCCUGCUCCUCUUGUUCCUGCUACUGUCCCCUCCUCCACUGCCCCAGAUGCUGCUGCUGGGGGUGCACAGACCCUUGCUGAUGGCUUCACUUCUCCAACUCCCCCUGUUAUUUCUUCCAAUCCCCCUACAGGUCAUCCUGUUCAGUUCUACAGCAUGAAUAGGCCUGCCUCUCGCCAUACCCCACCAACAAUAGGGGGCUCAUUGCCCUAUAGAAGGCCUCCUUCCAUAGCUUCACAGACAAGCCUUCAGAGUCAGAUGAAUGGAGGCCCUUUUUAUAACCAGAAUCCAGUAUCUCUUGCUCCUCCUCCUCCUUCCAUCCUACAGGUAACUCCUCAGUUACCUUUAAUGGGAUUUGUGGCCAGAGUCCAAGAAAAUAUUUCAGAUACACCACCUCCACCACCACCUGUGGAAGAGCCUGUCUUUGAUGAAUCCCCGCCUCCACCCCCACCCCCAGAGGAUUAUGAAGAGGAGGAAGCAGCUGUGGUUGAGUACAGCGAUCCUUACGCUGAAGAGGACCCACCAUGGGCGCCAAGGUCUUACUUGGAAAAGGCUUUAUUGGAAGCAUCCUUCCAGGUUACCCAGGUUGGCUUCUAGCUUUUGUUACUUCUGCCUCAUGCUGGGAUUAUAGGUGUGUAUCACUGUGCUGAACUGUCAGAUAGUUAAUUUUGAGUUGUUUUUACUUGUUUGAAUUUGAAUAUCUCCAUAGGCAACUUUCUACCAAAGAAUGGUGUCUUUGUCUCUUCUAUAGAAUGGUGUGUGUGUGUAAAAUUGUCUCUGUUAUGUGACCACGAUAUAGCACCUUGGGACAGGAACUUCCAAGUCUGAAGACAAAUCAGUCAGUUCAGCUGUACGUGGUGGCUCAUACUCACAACUCCAGCACUUGGGAGGGCCAGACUGAGUACAUGCUGAGGUCCAGGUCAGCCUGGACUACAGAGUCACACCAUGCCUCAAAAGAAAAAAGGAAAUUUUCUGUUAAAGAAACCAAAGCAACCACCCACUAUGUGUCAGAACGUGUUAGAUUGAAUCACAUUUUAGUUUUUGUGAUGAAACACCAUGACUAGGCAAUUCACAGAAGGGGGCUGGCUUACAGUUUCAGGGGGGUCACUAGUUGGUAAUCAUCAUAGUGGGGAGUGUGGUCGAAGGCACACAGGUACAGGUAGAAUACUGGAGCAGCAGGGAAGAGCUUGCACAUCCUGAUACGCAAGUAGCAGGCAGAGAGGGACACAGAGAUAAGGGUGGGCCUGGGCCUGGUGAGCUUUUGAAACCUCAAAGCCUGCUCCCUACUGACACAACUUCUCCAACAGCUCCACAACUCCCAUAACUCCUAAUCUUUCCUGAACAGUCUACCAACUAGUGACCAAGUGCUCUAACAUAUGAACCUAUGGGGGUCAUUGUCAUUCAAACCACCAUAGAUUAUCCGUGGGCUUUGAUGAAGAAAUAGAGUAUAUAGGACAGGUAAGAUGGCUCAGUAGUUAUGAGCAGAUACUGCUUUUGCAGAGGACUCACGUCCAGCUCCCAGGACCCAUGUCUGAUGACUCACAGCCGCCUCACUCCAGCUCUAGUGGGCCUGAUGCUUCUGGCCUCUGAACUUGAAGCCAUACGUACACACUGAUGCAGACACACUCAUUCACAUAACCAGAAGCAAAAGAAAUCUUAAAUAAAUAGUGGACUUAACACUUUUGUCCAAGAUUGAGCAACAGUAAAUAGAUUUAUAUUUAUUCUUCAGACAGGAAUGGGGAAGGGGAAUAGACAGAACAGUGCCUUUUAAGACACAGAAUAGCAGCUGAUAGCAUAGCUUGGCCCCAAACAGAAGAAAGUCAGUUCUUCCCAUUUACGUAGGGUUUUAAAUGUCACAGAUUGUCCAGGAGGUUGACAUUGAACAUGAGAAACAAUGUUUUUAGAGACAGGCAGACAUUGAUCUUCUUGGAGAUAAAAAGUAGAGUAUCUAGAAUGAUAUUACAGAAGAAUCAGCAGCCUUUACCCUGACAAUAGAAACAUCCAAACUGCCACAAAGCAGAAAUAAAAAAUUCAGAAAGCAAAAACAAGUCAGUAGGUACAUAGGGCCAGAUCAAGUAGUAUUCAUUUUACAUAUGUGUGUAUGUGUUUAUGUAUAUACAUAAAUAUCUAUGUGUAUAUGUUCAUGUAUAUGUAUACACACACACACACAAUGUUUGCAGUCUGUAGAAAAGGUAAAAUAAGCUUGAAGCAAUCGUACUCUAAAUGUUUCCACAGCUGAAGAAGAUAUGUAUCAUCUAGUUGUCUAUUGCUAUCUAACAAAUGAUUCCAGAAUUUAAUGUCUUAAACAAAAUACUAUUCUUUUCUAAUUGUCUGUGUGGCUUAGCUGAGCUUUGUAACCCAGGGAGCCUCUCAUGGCAGUGGUUCAGGUAUGGGCUAAAGCUUACAGUUGUUUUAAGACUUGGCUAGGGGAUAAAGUACUCUCAAGAUGGUUUAUUUGGCCUAAGACAGGAUUUAAUUUCACCAUGGAUUAUUAACAUGAGGGCCUUAGCUUCUGUUUUGUCCAGAUUGCCCACAGUUCUCGGCUGCAUGGGUCCUUCCAUAGUGGCAGCUCACAUUUCCCUUCUUAGAAUGAACAAGCAGGAGGAGGCAGAGAAAGUGUAUUGGCAGGACAUAAGUUUUUUGACCUAAUCUCAGAAGUGACAGUUGAGUUGUUUUGUGAGAGAGUGUGUGUGUAGCAGACAACCUUGGAGGUUGUUCAUUAGGACCAGUUUAUCUUAUUUUGUGAGACAAUGCUUGUCAUUGGGGCUUGUUGAUGAGGCGAGCUGACUAGCAAAAUCCACAUCUGCUUGUUCCCAUCUCCCCCGUGCUAGCAUUAUAGAUGUGUCACCACACCAGAGUUCUGAUGUUGUGCUGCGGGUAAGACUCAGGCCCUCAUGCUCGUGUGGCAUUUUAGGGACAGCUAUCUCCCCAGCCCUCAAGUUGUUUAUUAAAGCAAGGCUGGGAGCUAGAGAGAUGGGUCCAUGGUUAAGAGCACUGGUUGCUCUUCCAAGGACCAGGAUUUGAUUUCCAGCUCAUCGACCUCACGGACUUCUGGCCUCUGUGGAUACUUCACUCAUAUGGUACACAGAUGAACAUGAAGGCAAAAUACCCAUACACAUAAAAUAAAGGUUAAAAGGCUUUGAUAAAAACACAUCAGUAGAUUUGGCCAAAUACAGGGAGUGGGUUUUGGCAUAAAGACUCAAGUACUGUGAGGCAGACUCAUUGGGACCUUAUCUGGAAGCUAAUCUACCACUGACAUUAUAAAUUCAGAGGAUCAAGAAGUAAACUCCAGAUAGAAGAAUCAAAGAAAAUCGUGCUAAGGCACAUCAUAAAUAAUUAAAAAACACUACUAAAGUGAAUAAUAUUAAAGAUGUUUAGAGAGAAAUGACUGUCUACAUAAGAAGAUAACGAAUAACUGCAUAGUUUUCUUGCAGGUCAGAGGCAGAACAUCUUUAGAGCAAUGAUGGAAAAUGUCAGUCUAAAGUUCUUGUGUGUAGUUUCGUUAGCCUGGUGGGUGCAGAAGAAACAUGGCCUCAUUAACAAAGGGGCAUCAUUUUCUUAGAAACAGCAUCCACAAUAUGUUCUGAAAUUGCUUUUAAUUCAGAUUGCAUUGUUAAGUUAAAUUUAUUAGUGAUAAUGACAGUCAACUUUGGUUACAUUAGGGCAGAUUGUAUAUCAGCUCCAAAUUAUGUUAAACAGGGUUUUACCACCUUAUGACAAGCCUCCACUCUCCAUGUGAGUCAGACCAUCAAUGUCCAUAACAAGACAACAACAAAAAAGCACAUUUGCGAUGGGUAAUUGGUGUCUCGUUUUCCAGGGGCUGGUGUGGCGCUGUUCUCUGCAGUACCUUUGUUGCCUUAACAAUACUUCUCUAGUCCAUUCUCACUUCCCUCUGCAUGCAUGUCUGUUAUACUUAUUACUGACAGAAUAUUGAUCUGUCUAGAAAUGUCUGAUCCUUGUGCUGUGUUGGCAACAGAUCGGUGAGCAGCAUCUCCAGUGUUCAGUGUGUCAUGUUGUCUGUGUCAACUUAUAUGGAAGAGAAGGUAGUUGGACCAUCUCUUUGUCCCGCCUUCCCCUUCCCUCCUGAGUUCUCCUUCUUCCUCCCAUUGGCUUUCCUUCUUCUGUUCUUUAACACUGUUCAUAGUAAAUUUAAAAGGAAAUGUUUAGUUACGCUCCACUAAAGCAUUUCAUAUAGCACACUCCCCACUGGAGUGCUGAUCUUAGAAUUUAGAGUGUUUUCAUGUUAAUACUGAAAUACUGAGAGAAAAAUACAGGCUACUUUAAUUAUUUUGCUCAUAACUACACAGAAAUAGCCAGGUGUUUAACAUUUCAUGUAUGUCUAUAUUUCUCUGGAAUGUUAAUUUUAAACAGCAGUAUUUCAGGGGACUAAAAAUAAAAAUUUCAAUUGAACACUAAUUUUGUCCCCUUAAAAAGGGUCUCCUGUACUGCUACACCCAGAGUCCAUAGACUCACAUUUGUUGUUACUCUUUCUGAGGUAAUUUCUUCUCUUCUCUUUCCCUUUCCUUCCCUUUCUUCCUUCCCUCCCUCCCUCCCUCCCUCCCUUCCUCCCUCUGGACUGAACCUUGGUCCUUUUACCACUGAACUACAUCCAUGACCUCCAGUUUCUAUAUUUUAAAGAGUAGAUGGAUGCUUGAGUGCAGUCACUUUGUCUACUAAAUUAUUCUGUUGCUACAAAAUAUAUAAAAAUAAUUAUCUUCUGGAUUACUUCUCAGUGGGUACAUUUUUCUAAGUACCCAGAAUGUUGCCUUUUCUUAAAAAAAUAUUGAUUGACAAUACUAAACACUUUAAUUCUAAUUUUCUUGUACCUAAAGUUGUCUUAAAAUUACACUGUGUUUUUUUUAGACAUUUAGUGAUAUUUUGAGAAACACAGCCCUGACUCUUCUAAGUUAGGCCUCUAAAAUUUUUUUUCUGUUGUCCUCAGUGUAUCCCAAUAAUAGAAGAUAAUUAUGUAUGAAGGAAACCAAUAGAGUUUUACCAAAGUGGCCAGAAACACAGGGCCAGGUCUUUGCCACUGGGAUACAUUCCAGCUCUCAAGUUUUAAGACUUGUGUGAGUGCCAUGGUGGAGGUCAAAGGGCAGUUUGUGGGAGUUCAUUCUCUUCUGAUAUGUGGGUCCCAGGAACUGAACUUAGGCUGUCAGGUUUGGCGGUAGUACCUUUACCCACCAACCAUCUCACUGGCCCAAAUGGAGAUUUUUGUUGAAAAAAGUUCUUUGUGGUGUGCAGAAGAUACAGGGGGUUGGAACAAAGUCUGUCGUAAGUGGAUGUGAGUUAAGUUUAAGGCAUCCCGUUUUAGCAAAACUCUUGAGGGUAGAUGUAAUAUUAGGAACUAGAGACUGAGAUUAACGUUGAGACCCAUUGCCAAGUGAUUGAAAGCAUAAAAACUACAUAAGAACUGUAGCACUUCAUUAUUGUGAAUGUAUUAAAUUGGUAACAUAAUGCAGUGUAUGUUUUGAAAGAAAGUGUAUGUAUAGUGGACGUAAUUUGUAGAAAUUUAGUUCCCAUUCAUAUCCAGGCCGAGUCCAGAAAAGGAGACGUGGCCCUACUGUUUCUUUAGCCUGUCUCAUUCCUCAGCUGCCUCAUAAGUGUAUCUUACAACAGUAGUGUAACGUUCUUACACAGUAUGGUACCCGAGUGUAAGUCCAAAUGAAUAGCUGUCUUUCAUGAGCCUUAGAUUACGUUUCUUUUCUGCAGUUGAUUUGCUUAUAGGCCAUUGAAGGGUAAGUUUAGCUAAAGAUGAGUAUUUUUUUGCUUGUUUGCCAUUUUACUGGAUUUAGAACCUUUUUCUAGAAAAGGAUAUUUGGUUGUAUUGAACUGGUUAUUAGAAAACAUGAAUGUAAAUUUUAA